Molecule: messenger RNA, 1804 nt
Organism: Austrofundulus limnaeus
Lineage: Eukaryota; Metazoa; Chordata; Actinopteri; Cyprinodontiformes; Rivulidae
Gene: cited4b
Product: Cbp/p300-interacting transactivator, with Glu/Asp-rich carboxy-terminal domain, 4b
Exons: 1
Coding region: 42-797 (251 amino acids)
Biological process (GO): regulation of DNA-templated transcription
Cellular component (GO): nucleus
Molecular function (GO): transcription coactivator activity
Source: RefSeq, a predicted model, not a curated record
UGCUUCUUACUUUUUCUACUUUGUGUCCAAACGCAGGAGGCAUGGCAGAUCAUCUGAUGAUGCCCAUGAAUCACAGCUCAGCAGGCGCCAGCCUCCAUGGUUACAGGAUGGGCAUGAACGGCGGCCUUCAGGCGGGUCACCAGCAGCACGCCAACCAGCAGGGCAUGCGUGCGCUUCCCAACGGCCAGAUGAUGCACUACGGAGGCGCCCAGGCCAGCAUGGAGACGGCCAUGAGGCAGAGGCAAGGCAUGGUGGGCGGGCCCAUGAACGGACAGCUCAGCGGGGCUCAGAUGGCCCACCACCAGAUGACCUCUGGAAACAUGAUGUAUAGCGGGCAGGCUCAGCAGCAGCACCACCCGCAGCAGCAGCAGCAGCAUCACAUGCACCCGCAGCAGCAGCAGCAGCACCAGCAGCAGGCACCGCACCCGCAGCAGCAGCAGUUCAUGAACGGAGGGCUAACGUCUCAGCAGCUCAUGGCCAGCAUGCAGCUGCAGAAACUCAACACGCAGUACCACGGACACCCGCUGGGCCCCAUGGGCGGGAACCACAUGGGGCCCGCGGCUCAGUACCGCAUGAACCCGGCUCAGCUGGCUAGCAUGCAGCACAUGGCCGGGCCCGCGCUGGCCCUGAACGGCAUGGACGCAGAUAUGAUCGACGAGGACGUCCUGACGUCGCUAGUCAUGGAGCUGGGCUUGGACCGGGUUCAGGAGCUACCCGAACUUUUCCUGGGCCAGAAUGAGUUUGACUUCAUCUCGGACUUUGUUAGCAAACAGCAGCCCAGCACUGUUAGCUGCUGAAAGGAUCUUACUUCAUAACUGGCAACAACAACAAAAAAAGGAGAAUAACAAGUGAGAAGUGUCCAGGAUGGGCGAAGAGAGGCCGUCUCUGCUUGGGUUUUUAUUUUUCGAGCACGGACCUACGCAGCUGAUCUAAAGUCGCGGUGCAGGGUGCACAGAAAGUACUCUGGAUAUCCACAGCAAACACAGUGCUGAAGUCUCACAAGUUUGUUAGUGACUGGAAGCUGGUUGGAUUUAAAGCAUACUUUCUCAUCUAGUAUUUUCUGGACAUGAAUGUAUAAAGAAAUGCUUAAAUUCCUAAAAAAAAAAAGAAAAAAAGCCACUCUGAACACUUCUAUGACACUAUGUAGCCUCUAAGUCUGGACUCUAUGACAGUUUACCAGUAAAAAAAAAAAAGGUGUAUUUAUUUAUUCCUAUCUGAGAAAACUGAUAUACAGAUGAGCCACCUUCUCUGUUUUUGGGAUCCAAGUGGUUUUUAUGAUCUUUCUUUGCGAGCAGGGUUGGGAAGGAGUAUAAAAUUGAAGUUCUCUGCUCGUAUAUGUUUUUUAUUCUUAUUAUUUUUUUUUUACCUAUUCUGUUUGGCUUUGUAAUAAAUUUAACUGAGAAGACAAUGUCAACUAUAGGAACAGUUGCUUUAUCUCUGGAAUCACAAAAGUACAAUGUUGUGUUGCUAGAAUGAGAGUGUCAUCCACACUUACAAAAAAAAAAAAAAAAAAAACCUAACGGUUCACUUUUGGUAAAGUGCUGCCUUUUUUUUUUCUUUUUUUUUUUAGGUGUGAUGUUCUCCAGAAAAAAAAAAUACUGCUUGUACUGUUUGAAGCUGUAUAACCUCCAACAUGUCCACACUGUUGUGUUCUAUUGGAGAUGUAGAACUGCCUUAAUCACGCAGACCUUUUUUUUUAUUUAUUGGUUGUUUAUAUUGUUCCCUUUUUUUUUUUGUGGUUGAGAUGGGGGUUUUUUCUUUGUGAAAGGGGUUUUGAGGAUCAAUAAAAAUGGCCUGGAUAGAA